This is a messenger RNA of Danio rerio (zebrafish), 1588 nucleotides long. RefSeq names its product membrane-associated ring finger (C3HC4) 4a (gene marchf4a). Gene Ontology annotation, molecular function: zinc ion binding; ubiquitin-protein transferase activity; ubiquitin protein ligase activity. NCBI's taxonomy places the organism in Eukaryota, Metazoa, Chordata, Actinopteri, Cypriniformes, Danionidae. The record is from RefSeq and is marked provisional. Gene Ontology annotation, cellular component: trans-Golgi network; Golgi membrane; Golgi stack. Gene Ontology annotation, biological process: protein ubiquitination.
AACAACUUGCUGUGUCCAAACGGCUACUUAAAGAGAGGCUGUGUUGAAAGCGGCGUUCUUCCGGAGACUGAAGCAGCGACACAAGUGUUAUUCCUCACUGGAAACUAAACCGUAAGUUGUGUUAUGUGACCUGCUGGAGUCCAGUAACAGAUAGCCUUAGCAUUAGAGGCCGUUUAAAAACAUAGACCGCCUUUUCAUUAUUCAUAAGACGGGCACAUGUUGUUGGCUAUCGGUGUCAUUGUAUGGUGUUGGGGAUUGUUGAGUCGCAGACCGAUGCUGCGCCGCCAGGGCAAGCAGAAAGGCCGCUGUUGCGUCUUGUUCAGUGACCUGAAGGUUUUCCUACUCAGGCCACCGACACCGUCGGCAUCGCCACCUGCCUUCACACCCAUGAACGAACUAAACGCGGAGGGCAAUGCGACGAGCAGCGCCACAGAGAGCCACUCUUUAGCCAACGGACAUUAUCAACCGGUAACAGGUGAGGAGGCUUUGGACACACGAGGGCCCGAUGACUGGACCCAUAGCGUAGUGGACCCGCCGAGGACACUGGACUGCUGCAGCUCAUCUGAGGAUUGUUCUAAGGAAAAGCUGGAUGAAAGGUUAUCACUCAACAGCUGCACGGACAGUGGAGUGAGGACUCCAUUGUGUCGGAUCUGUUUUCAGGGCCCAGAGCAGGGGGAGCUGCUGAGCCCAUGUCGCUGUAGUGGUUCUGUGCGCUGCACUCAUGAGCCCUGUCUUAUUAAAUGGAUUAGUGAGAGAGGAUCCUGGAGCUGUGAACUCUGCUACUACAAAUACCAGGUCAUCGCCAUUAGCACCAAGAACCCACUACAGUGGCAGGCCAUCUCUUUGACAGUGAUAGAGAAAGUACAGAUAGCUGCAGCCGUUCUGGGUUCCCUGUUCCUGAUAGCCAGUAUCUCCUGGCUGGUGUGGUCAUCCCUCAGCCCAUCGGCCAAGUGGCAACGGCAGGACCUGCUCUUUCAGAUCUGUUACGCCAUGUACGGCUUCAUGGACCUGGUGUGCAUCGCCCUGAUUGUCCACGAAGGACCGUCUGUGUUUCGCAUCUUUAACCGCUGGCAGGCUGUCAAUCAGCAGUGGAAAGUCUUAAACUACGACAAGGUCAAAGACAAUGAGGACCACCAGAAGACUGGUGCCACAUUCCGGACCCUCUCUCUGCCGCUGACGCACCGCAUGGGGCAAAGCGGCCCUGAAGGCGAACCCUCCACCUCCACAUCCUCCCUCAUGGCUGCAGCUGCAGCAGCCGCGGCGGGCACAGUCACCCCUACCACAAACUCCAUCCCACCGGCAGCAGGUGCUACGACAGAGCCGCAGGACUCAUCUGAGCCCAGCAACGGGCAGCCCUCUCUGCCAGACCACCACUGUGCUUACAACAUCCUUCAUCUCCUCAGCCACCUCAGGCAACAGGAGCCGCGCGGACAAACCAGCAACAGCAACCGAGAACUGGUCAUGAGAGUCACUACAGUCUGAUGCUUCGUUUACACUUCAAUCCCUGCAUGCGACUUAUUUUAAGGAUCGAUGGAGCAGAAUUAAACAGUGUUACUCGCUGACCCGGUGCACUGCUGUCUGGGUUCAA